GUGUGAGAGUGCGUGGGACGUGCAAGCAAUUGAUGCAGCCAGUGUGAGAUGGGUGGAGUCGGCGUCACGGCGGCGUAUAAGAGCACUUUGGAAGUAGAUCUGCUCAACUCAUACAACAAAUUACUACCACCUUGUGCACUACUGUUCCUUAACUUUGUUCAACCCCAAUCAUUCAUUAUGAUCUGUAUCAUCCAUCCUUCACGAGAUACACUUGAAUUCAUGUGUCGACAGUCACUGAGAUUCGCCAAAUUGCGCUUAUCGCGACCUUCACAGCCGAAGCAUCUAAGCAGGCACAACAUUGACUCGUCGCAAACUACUUGACAACCAUGUCCUUAGCUGCAGCUACCAGGACGGACUUUGCAAAACGGUUGGACAUUUGUGUGAGACCCAUGCUGCUCGUUGCCUGAAUCGCAGUCGACUUUCGCUUCUCUCCAAGCAAUGCUGUUUCGAACGUUACACCUAAUUCGAUAUUGUCGAAGCCAGCGGACGCGGUCACUCAACCAGCACACGGUCUAUCCGAUUUUAAUUAUUCUCGAACCUCUGUGCUUUUACAAACUAUUGUUGCUUUUUGACACCAGACGAAGUUCAAAUGUAUUUUUCAUCGAUUUGACAUGCAUUUGAAUUCAUUUGCUUUCAAAAGCAGUGUCUCACCAGAAUCGAGGUUUUGCGGGUAUCCACAUAUUCUGUUAAGGGCUCAUCGAAAAGGCUAUUGUUUAAGUUCAACUCUAUUCGCCUAUUUACCUCAAAAGAACACUUAAGGUGGCCUACGCUAGCCGACUCGGCGCUUUCCCCGUUCUUGUUUCAACACGCCCAUCCAGGUGACGUCCUCUCGUUUACAUGUAAGAACCUCCGGCGUAGGCUUGUGUAGGAAAGCAUACCUCGUCCAAGUUGCCUCCGCGGGGCCUCAAAAGAGCGGAUUUCUUGCUAGGCUUAAGCGAAUUUGAACUAGCAUAGGAUUCAGCAGGGCCGAAAAGACUUGCGAUAUGUAAAUACCCC
This is a messenger RNA of Cylicocyclus nassatus, 996 nucleotides long. The record is from the annotation of a GenBank genome assembly. NCBI's taxonomy places the organism in Eukaryota, Metazoa, Nematoda, Chromadorea, Rhabditida, Strongylidae.